AUGUCUGUCUCUAGGUGUCUACGCGAUGAGAGCCACACAGCAGGCCAGCAAGCGGGUUGCGAGGGCGGCUCCAGAAGGAGGAGCUGGGGACUGUUGGUCACCGCUGGUAUCGGUGGGACCUUGGUGGCACUGUACGCCGUGGUCACCCCCUUCGUGACCCCAGCUUUGAGGAAAGUGUGUCUGCCCUUCGUUCCUGCAACUUCCGCUCAGAUCCAGAAUGUGCUGAAAAUGUUAGAAAGCAGAAGCGGCUCCCUAGUGGACAUUGGUAGCGGGGACGGCCGUGUUGUGAUAGCAGCUGCAAAAAGGGGAUUCAAAGCUGUUGGUUAUGAAUUAAAUCCCUGGCUAGUUUGGUACUCCAGAUACCGUGCCUGGAGAGAUGGGGUGCAUCAGAACACCAGAUUUUAUAUUUCAGACUUAUGGAAGGUUUCUUUUUCCCGUUAUAUGAAUGUUGUUGUUUUUGGGGUACCUCAAAUGAUGCCACAGUUGGAGAAGAAACUAGAAGAAGAACUUGAAUGUAAUGCCAGAAUCAUUGCCUGUCGUUUUCCUUUCCCUUGUUGGAUCCCAGAUCAUACUACUGGAGAGGGAAUAGACACUGUGUGGGUCUAUGAUGUGAAACAUUCUAGAGGAUGUGAAAGAAAAAGCUUGGAAAUUACACCAGAAACAGAAUCCUAA
Pterocles gutturalis (yellow-throated sandgrouse) is the source of this 672-nucleotide messenger RNA. RefSeq names its product protein FAM173B-like. Bases 1 to 672 code for a protein of 223 amino acids. Lineage: Eukaryota; Metazoa; Chordata; Aves; Pterocliformes; Pteroclidae. Gene Ontology annotation, molecular function: protein-lysine N-methyltransferase activity. Gene Ontology annotation, cellular component: mitochondrion. The record is from RefSeq and is a predicted model, not a curated record. Gene Ontology annotation, biological process: positive regulation of proton-transporting ATP synthase activity, rotational mechanism; regulation of mitochondrial ATP synthesis coupled proton transport; peptidyl-lysine trimethylation. The transcript is spliced from 4 exons.